GGUUCCCUACUCCUCGACUCUGGUUCUUUUAGGAAGACGGCUUGCUUGCUCUCGCGUAGUCGCGUGCGGUGGGCAUGCGGGAGAUGUCGUCGGAAGAGAGUGCCACGGACGCGCCCGGCAGCCGACCUUCGGACGGCUGGAAGGGGCGCAUCAUUGUCCCCACUCUCCUCGCUGGGGUGGUCGGUGGAGGAGCCGGAUUGGUCUCUAAGCACCGGAAGGUUCUCGGCACGGGCACCAUCGCCGCCACCUAUGCGGCCGAUUUGGCCAUCGUUACCGGUUGCUACUGCGGUGCACGGGAAAUUGCAAGAGAUGCUCGAGCUUCAGAACCCGAUGACCUUUUUAAUUCUGUGAUAGGAGGAAUUGCAAGUGGCGCUCUUCUUGGGAGGCUACAAGGUGGUCAACUAGGAGCAGCUAAAUAUGCAAUCAUCUUCGCAGCUGCAGGGACGGCACUAGAUUUCACCACCAUACAGUUGAGACCCCGUUUUCAAAGCUUCAAGAACACUCUAACCAGGAUCAAAAAUGGAAAUUCAAGCUGGAGUUUCCCAGAGUGGUCACCUAUUCAAGUACUAGACGAAGAAGCUCUUGCUGCCAAGCGUGCCCGAGAACAACAAUUAUACGGCAAAAGAACAUUUGAUAAAUUGAAUAAAGAAGAAUAAGGAGAUUCAACAACUAGAAGUAUGUUUUUACUUUGCAAUUGUCAAGUUUCUGUCUCAGAGUUCCUCUGCAGUAUGGGGACAAGUACAGCCUGAGUUCCAGACUCAAGUUUCAAGUCUACACAAAUAAUCUCUCUUCCAUGUCAUGUUAGAUCUUUGCUCUUGGGAUCAGGAUUAAAGGAUAAUACGAAAGCAAUUCUCAA
Molecule: messenger RNA, 856 nt
Organism: Musa acuminata AAA Group (dessert banana)
Lineage: Eukaryota; Viridiplantae; Streptophyta; Magnoliopsida; Zingiberales; Musaceae
Exons: 4
Coding region: 75-656 (193 amino acids)
Biological process (GO): protein insertion into mitochondrial inner membrane
Cellular component (GO): TIM22 mitochondrial import inner membrane insertion complex
Molecular function (GO): transmembrane protein transporter activity
Source: RefSeq, a predicted model, not a curated record